Molecule: messenger RNA, 3414 nt
Organism: Hyaloperonospora brassicae
Lineage: Eukaryota; Oomycota; Peronosporomycetes; Peronosporales; Peronosporaceae
Source: the annotation of a GenBank genome assembly
AUGGCGGCGCAGCUGCACGCGCCCAUAGACGCCGACCAGCGGCAGGAGUUCCUCAUCAACUGGAACGCUGGACCUCUCGGCGUCGUGCUGCGGCCCGAUGCGGGCCACGACGCGUCUCCGGUCGUGGCCCAGCUCCUGCCGCAGCCUUCCGUGGUCAAGAUGGCAGGCGUGCGGGAAGGCGACGUGCUCAUCAGCGUCAACGGCACAAAGACGACGCACUUGGGCUACGAGAAGGUGGUGCGGUUGCUCUUCAAAGAGCGCUUGCCGAUGAUUCUGCACUUCCGCUCGCCGCGUAGCGGGCGUGGCCGCGGGCGGGCGCGUUCGAGUAGCUCGACGCGCAAUCGCGCGACGUCUCGAGUGCCCAUGUUGGAGGAGGAAUGUUAUCCGAAGGUACCCGUCGAGGACAAAGUGUCUAGCAGCUCGCGGACAAAGAAGCGGGAGAAGAAGAAGAAGAAGGAGGGAACAAAGACGAAAGGAGACGACGACGUCGACGAGGACAACGACGACGUCAGGCACAAGAGCAGAAGCACAGAGACAGGCGAGCGCCGUCGACAGCGGAAGCAGUACAGUGUCGUGUGGGAGCGAGGCUCGCUGGGCCUUUCGUUUCGCGCGUACAGCUCGAGCGUGAACGUUCCGUGCGUCGACUUUAUCAGUGCAAGCCGCGGUCAGGGACGCGGCAUGGACCGCAUUUGCGUCAAUGACGUGCUCGUUGCGAUCAAUGGCGAGAAGACGAAGGCGCUCGGGGUGGAGAAGGUGCUGCGAUGGCUACACGUUGUGGACAAGCCCGUGGUGUUGCGGUUCUAUGCGUCUUCGAACCGCGUAGUGCUGGACUCAGCACAUGGAUUGUAUGCGGACCCGUUCGAUGCACCGUACGACGAGACGUUGAUGAUGCAGAAGAGACGACUGGCGGUUCCUCAGCCUGAAGGGGAACCGGCCCCGCGUCCUCCGCGUCGGAAUAAUAGUGUGGACCACGUUGUACCUGCUCACUACAAAACAGAUCGAGGCCCUUUUUGUCGCAGCGAGGACGAGUUGCAGCGGUCAAAGGGUCCACGACAGUACUUGAGGGAUUAUACUACGCAGUUUGAAACGCAGUCGCCAUCGGAAGCCCAGGAGUCACCGAAGUACAGUCGAGCAUUUGAAAUUCAAGCCAAGCAGCGACGGCACUCGUAUGGCUUGAUAAGUGAUUACGCGGGAGAUCGAGAGCUUGUGUAUGAAGAAAAUGACAAGGUGGACAUCUUUGAUCGAGAGCCGCCUAUGCGUGCGCGGCAGUUUGACGUGAAAAGUGAUGCGCGCAUGAUGUCGCAUCGUCACAGACAGCAGGAGGACGCAGGUCGCUUUUACGAACUCAAUCAGGCACAAUUGCCACCCACACGAACGCGUGCUCGUUCAAGUGCGGCCCAGCAGCAGCGUGCACUCCCAGAGAGCAAGUCGGCACGAUCAAAGGUGACAGUUUCCGCUGGAGCCGCGCGCCCACGGCUAGCGUCACAUGACAGUCAAGUCAGCAACUCGUCGCAGAUGAGUUUUGAUGAGGCCGCUGGCGUUGUCGCUCGGGCGACGGGUAAGUCCGUGAAAGAAUGCAAGUUUGGGGGUGUGCCAGUGCUUGACAUCAAGGAAGGAACCGUGCAGUCAAAGCUGAUGUAUAUUUACGCCAAGGCUUGCUUGGCGAUGGAGAACAAAUCUGACAACCAAGAUGCGUUGGGAGACCACGAACCGCUCCGCACUUCCAGACACCCGGUCAGUCGAAAGACACACCCCAAUUUUUUGUCGUACACCAUUUUGCAGGAUGACGCUGUGGUUUCGAAGUAUAAGGAGAAAAAUCGUGGCACCAGCAGCAGAGCUGUGGUCAAGCAGAAAGAGAAGCACAAGGCUGAAUCUACCAACGAAAUGGACUGUAGCAUCACGCCUGGGGUCACCGACCACAGGCCCGAUAAGAGGAUGUGGACUAUGCAAAAGGACAUUGACAUUACAGUGUCGCCGGUUGCUGACCGGCCUCAUUCUUCGGUAGACCCGUCUUGUUUGACAGUCAUCGAUGCAGCCACCUCGACACUUCCUCCGCAAGCCCAUGCGACCCCCACUGAUGAUUUCAUUUCGCUCAGUGACUUUGCGGUGCAGGAUGGAAGAGUGGUUGAACGCCGCCCUACAUUGGGGUUUAGUAGCAUUGCAGAUACUCCAGUGCCAUCAGCGGUGGGUGGUGAUGCCGAAAAGAGUGAGGGACAGCAAGAGGAGCUUUCAGCGGUUGACGAGACGGAUGUUAAGUGUAUAGCAAGGAUCAACGCUGAAUCUAUUGAGGGAUGUGCGACGGUCGAGUCGAAGUUGACAAAGCCACCACACGACGCUUCUGAUGAUGGCCACCAACAAAAAGACCGAGUUGCGGUCGAUCAACGGAUGGAGUCGCAUGAAAUGAUGACUGACGUGCCUGGAGGAGAGCAGAAUGGUACUAACGUGCACGAGUAUACUGACGAGAUGCAAAAAGGUGCGGCGCGCGAGCACAAAAAUGGGCACGAAGAUGACGAUUUUGCCAGCAUCGGCGGUAGUAACGAACGAGGUUUGGCUGCAGGUGUGGCGUCUCUCGACGGUCUACUUGACUUUUCACUCAAUGACGGCAGCCACGAUAACGAGGAGUGUGUCUACGCUGAUGCCGGUUACGGAGUAAGCGAGAGAACUGGUGCGGGUGAAAUAGAGCCCGCAAGCACGUCGUUGAUUACAAAGCUAGGAUUUGAUCAUGCACGGAAGGUUAGCAAAACGAAUGACAACGGAGAUGAUGAAGCCUUCGAUGAGCGUGGAAAGCACAACGAGAACGGAGAGUACGAGGAGAACGAUGUAGACGCCGGCGUUGAGGCACUGUCCGAUCCGCUAGUGAGCACACUCUUCCACAACCACCCGGAUGUUUGUGAGGUCAUUAAGGACAAGCCUGCUUGUGCUGUGCUUGUGAAGAAAAGCAUGAUCGACGAGAUUCAGGAGAUACUUCAGAGUCUACAGAUGGAGGUGCACUUUGAGCGUCACUCAACUACAGCAUUUGGUUCAACGGCAAGUCCGUCGCGCAGUCUGCCACAUAGCUGCGAUACUGAUGGUCAGCAUUGCUACCGGUGCGGAACCACCUGUGAGCUAGUGGAGCUGGAUAUCGCACGAGGACAGCGUGAGCUCUACUGUCCAGAAUGCUGUGAGAUGUUUUUCUUCAGUGAGGAUUGCCAGUCACCCGUGGCAAGAAGUAGCAAGGUGCUGCAGGGCGCAGAUCGAUUGACUGCUGAUACGGAUGCACCUGCUGAGGUAGUUCGAUUUGAUGACAGCUCCGUCACCAGCGGAGACAUAGUUAACCCAUGGCGGUACAACUUGCAACGUAGCGACACCUCGUCGUCUACUCGGGGCUCAGACACGCCGAGUAUGACAAAACCGGUGGACGAAGUGUGGCUAUGA